Messenger RNA from Psammomys obesus (fat sand rat), 9042 nucleotides. RefSeq names its product solute carrier family 16 member 7 (gene Slc16a7). The coding region runs from base 347 to 1801 and encodes 484 amino acids. The record is from RefSeq and is a predicted model, not a curated record. The transcript is spliced from 8 exons. Gene Ontology annotation, molecular function: monocarboxylic acid transmembrane transporter activity. Gene Ontology annotation, biological process: transmembrane transport; monocarboxylic acid transport. Gene Ontology annotation, cellular component: membrane. Lineage: Eukaryota; Metazoa; Chordata; Mammalia; Rodentia; Muridae.
UGGCUGAUGUGGCUCUUUUCUCUCUCUCCAGGAUUUCUAUUAUUUCACUGAAGAUUGACCUUCAGGCAAAUUGUCAAGAAGUUUACGCAGGUAAUCUGGAGUCUACUCUACCUCUGCUAGCAUAUUGUCUUCAAAUAUUGCACGUCAACUUAAAGUGACGAGGCUUAAAUAUUCUACACACCACCCAAAAAAAUCCGCUAAAGUGGUCAUCUGACGACAGGUGGACAUCCAGUUGGACCAGCACCAUUUGUUGAAGAUGCUGUCUUUUUUCCAUUGAAUGGUUUUGGCUUCUUUGUCAAAAAUCGAGUAUUCAUAGGUUACCUUAGUCUCCAGCAGAAGUGCAGAAAUGCCAGCACCGACUGCUGUGCCACCUCCACAUCCCCUUCCUCCUGAUGGAGGUUGGGGUUGGGUGGUAGUUGGGGCAUCCUUUAUCUCCAUUGGAUUUUCAUAUGCCUUCCCCAAAUCUGUCACUGUAUUCUUCAGAGAUAUUCAGGAAAUAUUUCGUGCUGGACACAGUAAAGUCGCAUGGAUAUCAUCCAUCAUGCUGGCUGUCAUGUAUGCAGGAGGUCCCAUCAGUAGUGUCUUGGUGAAUAAGUACGGCAGCCGGCCAGUGGUGAUAAUUGGAGGGUUGUUAUGCUGUACCGGAAUGAUCUUGGCUUCCUUCAGCAGCAGCAUGAUAGAACUUUACCUCACGAUUGGCUUCAUUAGUGGUUUAGGAUUAGCAUUCAACCUGCAACCAGCCUUAACAAUACUCGGGAAAUACUUCUAUAGGAGACGACCCUUGGCAAGUGGCCUUGCCAUGACUGGAAGUCCUGUUUUCUUAAGCUCAUUGGCUCCCUUCAAUCAGUACCUAUUUAACAGUUAUGGCUUGAAGGGAAGCUUCUUAAUUUUGGGUGGCAUAUUUUUGCACUCCUGUGUGGCUGGGUCCCUCAUGAGACCGGUUGGGACCAGUCAACAAACUAUGAAGUCUAAAAGUAAGGUUAGUUCGAGACAUGAUUCCAGUAUGAAGAAACCCCCUAAGUUAUCAUUAGCACAAAGGAUUAAUAUGUUUUUGGAUUUCAGCCUUUUUAAACAUAGAGGGUUUUUGAUCUACCUAUCUGGAAAUGUCAUUAUGUUUCUAGGAUUUUUUGCCCCUGUUAUAUUCUUGUCUCCAUAUGCUAAAAACAGAGGAGUGGAUGACUAUAAAGCAGCUUAUUUGCUGUCUGUGAUGGCUUUUGUUGAUAUGUUCUCUCGGCCUUGUGGAGGAUUAAUAGCCAACACCAAGUUAGUCCGUCCAAGAAUCCAGUACUUCUUCAGCUUAGCCAUCGUGUUCACUGGCGUAUGCCAUCUCCUGUGCCCACUGGCAGAGAGCUACACAGCUUUGGUAGUCUACGCUAUAUUUUUUGGCUAUGGAUUUGGAAGUGUUAGCAGUAUCCUCUUUGAAACUCUCAUGGACCUUGUUGGACCUGCCAGGUUUUCCAGUGCUGUGGGACUUGUCACGAUAGUGGAGUGCUGCCCAGUUCUUCUCGGCCCUCCUCUUGCUGGUAAAUUGGUCGAUGAAACUGGAGAACAUAAAUACUUGUUCCUAGCCAGUGGGGCAAUCGUGGUACUAGCAGGCAUUUGGCUAUUCAUUGGCAAUGCUAUAAACUAUAGACUUCUUGCCAAGGAAAGGAAGAGAGAGAAAGCAAGAAAGAAGAAAUCACCUAGCCGUCAUUCCAAAGAGCUGGAGUCUUUGAGCAAGUCCAACCAGGACGAUGUUGCUGUCAGAGUCCCCCAGGCACACAGAUCUCCAUCAGAGAAAGAAAGAGAAAGUAACAUUUAACUGAUUCUCACUCCACAUCAGUGUUUAGGAAUUUACUUAUGAGUUUCUUGUGUUUUUCAAACUGUCAAAGGUUUUAGCUCAAACAAAUGAUCACAAAUAAUAAUAAUAAUGAAACUGAUACCUUCCUCAAUGACAUAUUAUAAAUUAGUUUUAACACUUGUUUUGUAGUUAAAAUUUGAGAUUAUGUGUAAAGAAAAUCGAUGCAGUGGCUUAUUUGGAGAGGUGACUUGGGAUGUUGUGAUGAAAAAGAAUUUUAAAAUCUUUCAGUGACAUUCACUUUUUAGCUGUAUAAUGAGAUCUGCAUCCCAAACCCCUGACUUACUUAAGCAUAAUUCAGCAUUAAUUCCACAUGAUGAUGCUCUUCAAAGUUCACUUUGAUAUAAAGUUAUGAGGUAAACUGAGGACAGUCAAGUCUCUAUUCACACACAAGGAAUCACAUAUCUAUCCACACAAACACUGAGUAUCUGGAGAUCAUAAAGAAAUAAAUGAAUUUGAAAAAAAGUAUUAUAGUCAUUUUUAAGUAAAAGAAAAAAACUCUUCCAGGAAGACAAUGGGAAUGUCUUUGUGUGCAAUUUGUGUGCAAUUUUAUAGUUUGAAUUAAAAAUAGCAGUAUAUGGUGAAAAUCAAAGUGUUGUCAAUUCAAAAAAGUGAGUGACUAUUACUACAAGAAAAAAUCUAUAUAAAAUAAGUUUGGCUUAAAUAGAAUCCUUUGCACCACUAUGUCUCUACACCCAUGCCAGAUUAAUCUGGUGCUAGAGAAUAGAACCCCCACCACCACCAAGGAAUUCUUACCUACUACAUAAACUGAAUUACAACUUAAUGGCACUGAACGAUCAGCUGAAUCUAUUGAUUUUAAAAGUAUCUUAAGUCAUAAUGUACAACUUAACAAUGACUUCAAACAAACAAACAACAACAGUGACAAAAACUAGGGUUUGAUCCCGAUUCAAUAUUGUGCUGUUCUGAACUCUCCAACCAAAUAAACUAGAAUCCUAGACCAGGUUAUUUUAGACCCGACAAGAGUAGGGGGCACUACAAAGCCAAUCACAGUCUUCUAACUCUUUGCUACAAUAAGUAAAAGCCAGCAACUAACCCAGGCCUUGAAUUCAGUCUCUGAACAUUCCUCCUGUUGUGGAAAAGAGAGAGGAGGCAGUUUAAAAUGCUGCCCUCUACCGAUUACAUUACCUGCUGCCUGAGAAUAAAGCCGGGAAAUUGAGGUGUGUUGGGUAGGAGACACUUCAGGAAAUACAGACUGUAGGGGCUGGCAGGCAUUUAGUUUAUAACACAAUACUGAUGUCGGAGAGUUGCUGCUCAGGUUAACUUUUCCUCAUUUUCCUAUGUAAAGGUAUCUGGCAUUCUUAAGGCAUAUCUGUGAUUUCCUAGUGUGUAAGUAUUAACUGAAACUAAGUAUUCUUAUGUCUCAUUUAAUUUUAUGAUAAAUAGAAAAAAUUUUGUGCUUUAUUACUGAAGCGAUGUCACUCUUACAGUGUCCUUUUCUAUUUUUUUUAUUGCAGUAGAGAUGGGUGCUAUUCUUAUUUCUUAGAAGACUCUACCUAGAUACCACUCUUUCAUGACAUUAACAUUAAAGAUUUGAUCUGCUCAUAACAUGUAUACACUUCAAACAUGUGGUUCAUAGAUUCAUAUUUAGGGAGCAAGAGAAGAUUUGGGUUUUCUUCAUCUAACAUUUGCUUUUUUGAAUAUGAAAAUACUUCUAAUUUUAAAUUAUUUUAUUAAAAUAAAGGUGUGCCGAUACUGUACAGAAAUGAAUCAGGACAAUGUGACACCAUAUGUCUUUUUUAAACUUAAUUCCACCCAGUCUUAAAUCAGCUUUUUAAUAUGAUUUCUUCUUUCGUAUUCACUUUGGUUUGUUAGAAGGAAUCAUUGUAGUCAGUCAUAACUACUUCCGAAACAAAUCUCUUGCAUUCUUUGAAAAUAUCUUUUAAGCCAUUAUACACAGGAGACAGCAGGAGGAGAGGAACACUAAGGCAGGGGGAAGGGUGGGCAGUCAGUGCCCCUGUGCUCUGUCCCUUGGUGAUCCUGCAGGGAGAUCCCAGGGCUUUUCUUUCUCCUUAGAAAGAGGUUUAGUUUUGUCACUUACUGAGGGCCCAAAUUAAAGAUAUUGCUUUUAUUUUGCUGCUUUUCAGUUGCCUUAAUGGUUAUAGCAUUGGUUUGUAUUUUUAUUUUUUUUUAAGGAGCUAUAACCUGAUGUGUUAAGCCAUGUUGGAAACAUGACAUUUAUAAGUAUGUGUAUCUAUAACAGAUGAACAGAUGUGUUCAGAGUUAAGCCCUGACUUACUCGCAUAGGUAACAAAACCAUAAUAGAAGUGAAUCUACUUAUUUGAUUUUUUUCCAGUCCAUGGCAUGUGUUGAAAUACUUGUUGCCUUAAUGAAAUUUCUCAAGGACUGAGGAAAGACUACUUGCCUAUCUAAUUCCAUAAGUACAGGAGGAAAUGCAGCUGGCACCCUUGUCUGCAACUUUACUGCAUUCUUGUCACCAAGAAACACCCGAUUUUAAAUGUUGAAGAUAAGAUACUAAAUUGAUACCAUUAAAAUCCCCACUGAGUACAAUUAAUCAUCUCAAAAUUAUGCAAAAGGAAGUAGAGCACGCAUAAUUUGUGAUCACUAGCUAAUUCACAUAUCUUGCCGUUUGCUUGUUGAAUAGCCCAUAGUUUUUGCUAUGUCACCUUAACUAUUUCUUCCUCAUCCAUAGACAUUUCUGCCCUAGAUUUCUUUCUUGGUGCUUUUGGAAGAGGUAAUGGGCUGGGUAGUAAUAAGUAUCAUACUCACGACCUGAUGUUUUCUCAGUAUAAAUUCAUAUGGCUUGGGGCUGGAGAGAUGGCUCAGAGGUUAAGAGCACUGUCUGCUCUUCCAGAGGUCCUGAGUUCAAUUCCCAGCAACCACAUGGUGCCUCACAGUCAUCUAUACUGGGGUCUGCAUGCUCUUUGGCAUGCAAGUGUACAUGCAGACGGGGCACUCAUACACAUAAAAUAAAUUUUAAAAUCUUUUUAAGAAUUCAUAUGACUCAUAGUUCACCAUUUUGUUCUGUGUUUCAACCACCUUUACUUAAAUGGCUACAUGUUCAACCCAGAUACUAGAAAAGAAAUAAAACAAUUCUGCUUCAUACGUUCAAAAGUAUACUAUAAAGACAUAACUUGUCUACUCACUCACUUCUACCCCUACAACCUGACAAUCAAGAUUAUAGAAAAGUAUAAUGUAAUUUUGUAUAACUGAUAUAAAUACUUGAAAUUACAUUUUAUCCAAAAUAGAGGAGCUAAGAGAUCUGUGACAUACACUUUGCCUCAAUAUUUAAACCAAAGCCAUACCCAAAGCCCUAAUGUGAUACUGUAGAACGUGACCCACGAAGGCACAUGGAUGCGCACAUGCAAGCUCAGGAAAUGUCUCUGAUAGUAAAAAUAGUACAUUGUCAAACCAAAUUUUAAACCUAAGCUUAUCUAAAAGCAGAAAGAGUCCCUAGGGUGUUCACUCAACUUACAAAUACAGAUGAUCGUACGAAAAGCAAGUAAAAAGAUAGAUACAAAAGUGCAAAUGUUAUAUUGGAAAUUAGACUUAACUUCAAUCUCUACUAUGAUUUAUUAAAUGUCCAUUAAUAUAUGCAUUUACUAUAAGCAAAAUAUAGUUGCCUGCUUAUCAUCAGUUCAGUUUAUCUCAAAUAAUUGGAAUUAUAUAAUAGCUGAAAGUGCUUUCAUAAAACCUUUUCUCAUAUAAAUGAUGACAUGUAUAUAUGUCUCAAAAGUAAUGUAUUUCUCCUGAAGUCAGAAUUUAAAAAAAUGUUAUUUAUUAUACAUAUACUAUUCCUAUACUUACUAUAGAAUAUAAUUAUUUGAAUUCUAUUAACUAUCCCGUUUUUAGCAUUGCCCCUGAAACUAAGAAAUAAAUGUUUAUGAGGUCAAAGUAAUUAAAUUUAUCAGUACAAUACAUUUUUCAUUAUUAAAGAAAAACAUAUCCUAUAUCGUUACUUAUUAACUUCCUCUGAGCAUGAUCUUUGUUCCAUGAGAACACAACUGUUACUGCAUUUGUCAUUUCUUGCUAGACAUUUUGAAGAGCUUAUGCAUCACUUUUUGUUUGAGGAGAUCAGUCUCACUGCAGUUUCCCGAUGGCAUCAGAUGCUGUUAUUCCUCUGUCGUUUGCAAGAAUAGCCUCCCUGAAGCAAUAUAUAUUUCAAGACAAAGCUGCACAUCUUCACAAAUAGGAACGACCCUUCUGAUUCUAGGCUCUAGAGUUCUGAGAUUGUAAAGGUCUAGAAGCUUUCUUUCAAAUACGGAUUUUUCUGUAAGCAGGAUAAAUACAUAAUUGAAUCUGAUUUGACAAAACCUAGCAAAGUAAAUCUAAGUGUCCUUGGCAAUUGCCUUCUGGCCUUCAAGAAUUAGAAUUAACCAUGGUACGCUUCUGUGUUAUCAAUACAGUGUGACCACUGAUAAAGAUCCACCACAACUGUUCGCAACUCCAAACAUAUUUGGCAAUAUUGAAGAAAAUACUAUCUAUCCUAUCUAGGUUAUUCUAAAGUUUUGUACCUAAAUCAUUCACUAUAUGAUCUUGUAUUUAUCAAUUUAAAAAAACAUCUUUCUCAACCGUACAAUGUUUUCUUAAAUCCUAAACAACUUAAGCCUAAUUAGGAAACUAUAACUAUUUAGUCUUCAACUGCAUCAGAGACUUGAAAAGCAAUAAAAUUUAGGAAGUGCAGGCAAGCAGCUCCCAAAACUAAGAGAUGAUAUAGACAGUUUAUGGCCUGGUCAGUCACCCAUGAGCCAUGUCUUGAGGCCAUCAUCUUUACCAUUCAAACUUUGUCUUUGAGUGCUCAUACUCCGUAGACUUUGCGUCUUCAAACAGUAUUAUUGUAAGAGUAGAAAUCCUCUCUCUGCUUUCUUUGCUUUGAUACACUGAUGGACAAAUCUUGGAAACCUUGUGAUAGUAUUAUGAAUGACAUUUCUAAAAGUCUCUUUUACUUUUUCAUACUUCUAUAGAAAUCAAAAACAAACAUCAAAAAUCAUUCAUAAUGAAAUAAAUCUGUGGAAUAACAGUGUUGACUCUUUGGAGGUCAUUUUGACAAAGUAGACAAAGGACUCUUCUGCGCAGAAAUGUUUGCAGAACAUUUCUAGGGACAUCUGCUGUGGAGUCCACGGUAGUGUAGGUGUCCACCAGCUGGCAUGGCUCCGGAGAACUUUGUGCAUCUGGGAGACUGUUACACCUCUCCAAGCAUAUGCAGAUUGGUUAUGUUCAACCAGACUGGUGCAACAUGACCAGUAUUGUCAUUGUCACAGGGGACAAUGAGGCAUCACCUUUCUUGGUGAUGGUGCAAUCGAUAUCAUUUUAUUUAACCAAAGGGGCCGUACAGUAAUUUCUGGAGGUGAAACAGCAGGAUCUUCCCAGAUAUUCAAUGCAAUCGGCAUUUGAUUUGAAACUUUGAAAAGUAUGUGUUUAUGAAAUAUUUUCAAACAUGAAAAAUUCUCUAUUUGUGAAAGAAAUUUUGAAAAGUUAGGACAUACUUUGAAUAAAUAUUUUCUCAUCAUAGUUUUAGAUUAAAACUAAGAUUGUUGGGGGAAGUUAUAUAAAAUAUCUUGUUAUUAAUAAGAUACAUAUAACAUAUAGUAUAACCACAGCUCCUUUUUGAAAGAAUUCCCAAAGAGAAUGGAUUUUGGUUAAUUUGUAAAAAUUAUUUUAAUUAUACAUUAUGCUUUAAGCUCUAAUUCUAAGAUUUCAAAGUGAAACAUUUUAUGUUUUGUUCUUUCUGUAUCUUGAUGACCGCUGACCACACCACCACAGGGUUAUAUGAACAUGGAUAUUCCUUAAAAUAAUGAUUAAGGUAGCCCUGCUUGACACCUAAGAUGAUGCAGUCAGUUGUUUUCCCAUGAUCUAAGCCAUGCCUGUGCUUGCCUCAGGUUUUGAAAAUAAAGUAUAAAAUAUUCAGUGUGAAUGCCCAUCAAAGUUUAGUAGUAAAAUGUGAACUGCUCUUCUUGUUUCUGCAAGUGACUGUAAUUUAAGCACAUUUUGAUAUGUAUUUCUGGAAAUUUUUGUUUAUGUAGCCAUUCAUAAUUUAGGGAAUAAGUCACAUAAAAAUGAUUCCCCUUCACCAAAUGAAAGAUAGCUGGUAUUUUCAUGUAAAUGCAUAUUUUACUUUAUGUUAUGUAGGUUUGUUGAAAUCCAGAGUAAAUUGUUUUGAUAAUGAUCUCCCUUUUAAAGGAACAUUCCCAAGUUACUGAAGCUGUGAGCUCCUGCCAAGGUGUCACAUGGACCAACGAGAGUUGCUAUGUUUCACUGCUUAAAAAAAUCUGAAAGCCAAUGCCCAAUUCCUCUGAGAGAAUAUGUUUUGCUUAUGUUUUCAAGGUCUUUUCUUUCCUUCUAGCCUGUGAACUUCUUAUGGACACGGAUGUUUCUAGACUCACUUUCAUGUCCAGCAUAGGGCCAGGCAUAGACUAGUUUCCUCAUGGAAAUGAAUGAAUGGAUCUAAAUUGUUUAGAGUCCCAUGAUAUUCUAUGAUAUGGCCUGAGGCAUAGUAGGAUAAUUCUCUGUCUAGUACCAAACAGUAAGGCAGAAAAUACCUUGGAGUCUUUCCCCUACUCAAAAUUGAUAUUCUGACUUGAAGGGUCCAUUGUAGUUUUCUCAGUCAACCAUUCUAUGCAAAUGCUGAGACAUGCAGCAGGUAAGCUUCAUGGUACCUGUCGAUUAUUUAUAUUUUCUUUAUAAAGUCAGAAAGGCUCUAUUUAGGCUUCCUGAAAGUAUUGACAAUCAUUUUAAUUACUGAAGGUGCUACUUAUUUUCCAACAUUGACCUUGAUAAUGAAUGUUCCUCUCUGCUGAAUUUUAUGUGUUCUUUUUUUAGGGGUGGGGAGUGGUGCAAUAAAAUUAGAUUACCUUUUUUCUGAAUUAUGUAACUUGAGAAAGUCUCUUUUACUCUAUUGUUACUGUAUCUUAAUUAUUACUGCUCAUGAAUUUAAUUGUAGGUCUGUGCUGUUUAUUAGGAAGUACAUGCACAUAUAUUUCUAUAGUAUGUAAGGCAAACGUGUGUUGCUUAUUAAUCUAAAAUUUAUGUUCUUGUUGAAUCUUGGAAAUGAAAUCUGGAACUGUUUUUUCUUAAUCAUUAAGUGCUAUGCUGUUCUAUGCUGAUAGAAACCUAAUGUCCAACUCCAGCCCACAUGUAAGGGCCCAUUUUGUCUGGGUGUAUAUAAAUAAUAACAAUGGAAAGAUUAAUGUCAACACGAAAAUAAUACAACCAACUCCUAAUGGCUA